ACAGACAGUACUCAUGUUGUCCUUUCUAGGUUCCGGUUGUAUUUCUGUGCUUGAACUACAUGCCCCGCUAAUCAUUUUGUUCCUAGCCUUAUACGAUCUCCAACCCGGAGGAGACAGACACAACUCUGACAGGGCUGAAACAGGUUGUGUCGAGUCAUGGCAUUCAGUAAAGGUUAUCGUAUUUAUCAUAAGCUGGAUCCACCUCCGUACAGCGUGAUUGUGGAGACCAGAAAUCGAGAGGAAUGCCUGAUGUUCGAGUCUGGAGCCGUUGCUGUACUGUCUUUGGCAGAGAAGGAGACCAUCAAGACCGCGUACACCAAGAUGCUGGAUGCUUAUGGGAUCCUGGGAGUUCUGCGUCUUAACCUUGGGGACUCUAUGCUCCACAGCCUGGUGGUCGUAACAGGCUGCAGUUCAGUGGGAAAAGUCCAGGAUUCAGAAGUUUUUCGCGUAACUGGCACCGACUUUGUCUCUCUGAAAAACGACCCCUCAGAUGAGGACCGCAUCGCUGAUGUCAGAAAGGUCUUAAACUCUGGUAACUUCUAUUUCGCCUGGUCCUCCACCGGAGGGAGUCUGGACCUCAGCUUGAACGCGCACCGGAGAAUCAGAGAAGACACAUCUGAUAAUCGUUUUUUCUGGAAUCAGUCCCUUCAUCUCCAUCUCAAGCAUUAUGGGGUUAACUGUGAUGACUGGCUGCUGAGGUUGAUGUGUGGCGGAGUGGAGAUCCGCACCAUCUAUGCUGGGCACAAGCAGGCCAAAGCUUGCGUGAUCUCUCGGCUCAGCUCAGAGAGAGCAGGCACCCGUUUCAAUGUCCGAGGCACAAAUGACGACGGCCAGGUGGCCAACUUUGUGGAGACUGAGCAGGUUAUUUUCCUUGAUGACAAAGUAUCCUCCUUCAUUCAGAUCCGAGGGUCAAUACCUCUGUUCUGGGAGCAGCCAGGAAUUCAGGUUGGAUCUCAUCGUGUUAAGCUGUCCCGUGGUUUUGAAGCAAACGCACCAGCUUUUGAGAGACACUUUAGUGCUCUGAGGAGGCUGUAUGGCAAACAGGUGAUCAUCAACCUGCUGGGUAUGAAGGAGGGUGAACACAUGCUCAGCAAAGCAUUCCAGAGUCACCUGAAAGCUUCAGAGCAUGCAAACGCUGUGAGAAUGUUGAACUUUGACUAUCAUCAGAUGGUUAAAGGUGGGAAGACUGACAAGCUCAACAGUGUCCUGAAACCUCAGAUCAACAAGUUUCUGGAGGAAUGUGGUUUCUUCUACUACUCAGGAGAGGCGGGCAUUCAGAGAUGUCAAAGUGGGACCAUUCGUUCCAAUUGUCUCGACUGCUUGGACCGAACAAACAGCGUCCAGGCCUUCAUUGCGCUUGAGAUGCUUCCAAAACAAUUGGAAGACAUGGGUCUGACCGAGAAACCUCAGCUGGUGGCGCGUUUUCAGGAGGUUUUCCGCACCAUGUGGUCCACCAAUGGAGACUCGAUCAGCAAGAUCUACGCAGGGACUGGUGCUCUGGAUGGCAAGGCUAAGCUAAAAGAUGGAGCUCGCUCGGUCACCAGAACCAUUCAGAACAACUUCUUUGACACCUCUAAACAGGAAGCCAUUGAUAUCCUGAGACUGGGCAGCACCCUGAACAGUGACCUGGCAGAUAAGGCACGAGCCCUUCUCACAACCAGCAGCCUGUAUGUCUCUGAGCCCAUUUUACAGUCAGCCUCUCCCAGAGUGCUUCUGGGCAUGUGUCAGAACCACUUCAAGUACACACGUCCCAAAAAGAUCAGAGUGUGUGUGGGUACUUGGAACGUGAAUGGGGGCAAGCAGUUCCGCAGUAUUGCGUUUCGUAACCACACACUCAAUGACUGGCUCCUGGAUGCCCCCAAGAAGGCUGGCCACCCUGAAUUUCAGGAUGGAAAAUCCAACCCAGUGGACAUCUUUGCUAUUGGCUUUGAGGAAAUGGUGGAGCUGAAUGCUGGAAAUAUCGUCAGUGCAAGCACCACUAAUCAGAAGCUGUGGGCUGCAGAACUGCAGAAGAACAUCUCACGAGAUCACAAAUAUGUGCUGCUGGCCUCAGAGCAGCUGGUGGGUGUCUGUCUGUUCGUCUUCAUACGCCCACAGCAUGCGCCAUUUAUCAGGGAUGUUGCUGUAGACACAGUAAAGACUGGAAUGGGUGGAGCCACUGGUAAUAAAGGGGGUGUGGCUAUACGCAUGCUCUUCCACACCACCAGCAUCUGCUUUGUGUGCUCACACUUUGCUGCCGGGUUGACAGUCAAAGAGAGGAACGACGACUACAAUGAAAUUGCACGCAAACUGUCCUUCCCCAUGGGCCGGCUCCUGUACUCGCAUGAUUAUGUUUUCUGGUGUGGAGACUUCAACUACAGAAUAAAUAUUCCUAAUGAAGAGACAAAGGAGCUGAUCAGACAGCAAAAUUGGGAUGCACUGAUUGCUGGAGAUCAACUGGUAGAGCAGAAGAAUGCUGGACAGGUUUUUAGAGGCUUUAUUGAAGGGAAGCUGGAUUUUGCCCCCACUUACAAAUACGACCUGUUUUCGGAGGACUACGACACCAGUGAGAAGUGCCGGACACCAGCGUGGACUGACCGUGUGCUGUGGAAGAGAAGGAAGUGGAACUUUGAUAAAACUGCGGAAGAGUUGGAGUUGAAUGUAGUAGGAGCCCCAGUGAAUGAGGAAGAUCAGUAUCCAUGGAGCCCUGGAGAGCUCAAAUAUUACAGCAGAGCAGAGCUCAAAACCUCUGAUCACAGGCCUGUUGGGCCAUCAUAGAUGUGGACAUUACUUGAGGUGGAUCCAGAGGCCAGACACCAGGUUUAUAAGGAAGUGAUCGCCCUGCAGGGCCCACCAGAUGGCACCAUCCUCGUCUCUCUCUGCACGUCUGUCCCUGAUGACUACUACUUUGAUGAUCCACGUGAUUGAUGACUGUUGGACAAGUUUGCUAAUUUUGGCGAGGUUAUUCUUAUCAGGUUUGUUGAAGAGAAAAUGUGGGUGACAUUUUUGGAGGGAUAUUCUGCUCUAGCAGCUCUAUCUUUGAGUGGCUCUACCGUAAAUGGUAAGACCAUAGACAUCCGUCUGAGGAGUCCAGGAUGGAUAAAGAGUCUAGAGGAGGAAAUGAGUGUGGAGAGAAUCUGCGGCAGCAUGCCAACAUCCACCAGCUCCACCCUGCUGGCAGAAAACUCUGACAUGGGAGAAGAGUAUGACAUGGAAGGUGAUGUGGAUGAGGAGAUUGAGGAGAUUUUUCCCCAGCACCUGCAGCCUGGAGCAGGCAUGGAUCUUGGCGCGUCUCCUGCCACAUCCCCACGCACCAGCCCCUGCCCCUCUCCUACCCACGGAGAACCUGCACCCCCCAUCCGGCCCAGCAGAGCCCCUCCACGCACAGCUGGACCACCACAGGGUUCUCCUGUUGAUGGUCAGCCAGCUGGAGCUCUCUUUUCACAGGGACUAGAGCCAAAACGUCCCCCUCCUCCACGCCCCAAUGUCCCACCAGCCCGGCCUGCACCUCCGCAGCGCCCACCACCACCCUCAGGACAAAAAAGCCCAGCAUUAGCACGUGCAGAUGCAGCUGGUCGAGGUCAAGCCACCGGAUCAGCCCCUGGAGGUGCCCCACGGCCGAUCCCACCUCGAGCAGGAGUCAUCAGUGUCCCUCCUCAGGCUAGACCUCCUCCUCCUGCUCAUCCUGGGGCCCCCAGACCCAUAGCAGAGGUGCAUCCUGGGGCCCCACGACCCUCACCUGAUAAUCACCCUGGAGCUCCAAGACCCGUUCCUGAACCCCAAAGCAAACCGUCUGAACUCCCUCUGGGUCCACCCCCCACACUGCCAGGUCCCAUGAGGCCUCAGAUGACAUCACCCAUGCAGCCCCAGUCCAUGUCGCCAAUGCAGCCUCCAGUCCAACCUCAACUGCCCCCACCCAUACAAGCCCAGCUCCCUCCACCAAUGCAGCCCACCUUGCCUGCCCCGCUGGUGCCUCAGCCUGCUCCUCAAGCGUCUGCUGGAGCCGCUGCCACCUCUCAGCCCGGACUGGCAUCUCCCAAGCCUCCACCCCGGAGCCGGUCCUCUCACGCACUGCCAGCUGAGUCUGCUCCUGCUCCUACAUCUCAGGCCAAGGACAUGAAUGGAGUCCAAAGAGAAGCACAAUGGAAUCUAGACCCCUUCGACAUGCUUAACACCCAGUCCCUCUUCCAAAAUUCACCGUUCUCCGCUUCCCUCCCUCGCUCCUCUUCCUCAUCCACCCCCUCCCCUUCUUUUUCCUCCACGUUGCCCAGCUCCCUCUCCCUGUACUCAGCUCCGGACACUAGCAGCACUCCAUGUCUCCUGCCUCCCCCUUUUCCCUCCCGCAGCAAAUCCCAAGAGACCCUCCGUUCAUCCCCCAGUCCGUUCCUCACAGAAGCCCAACCCAGACCCAACAGCACCAACCCUUUCACUGGCAACUUGUUGUCCUCCCCACGCCGAUCUCUCACGCCCGAUUUCUACACCCAGCAGCAGGCCCAAGAGGCCAGGUCGGGCCUCAACAGGGCCAUGUCAGCUGUGGUUCAGAGUUCAACUCUUCCACCAUCGUUCUCCAGACAACAAUCCUUAGUUCCUGCUCCAGCAGCAGCCCCAGCCAAACAAACCCAAAAGUGGGUCACAUUUGAUGACGAUUCAGACUUCCUUUCAAUGAAGGCUCCAUCCACAGGUGGGACCGGCCCGCCGCUUAUACCCACAGUCUCAUCCGUUCCCUUCCCACAACCCCAGAGCAGCCUCCCCAGCACAGGCUUUGGCAUGAACAGCAACUGGGCGUCUCUUCCCACUUCCACGUUUCCCACAAUCCCUCCUCCGAUCCCAACCAGUACUAAUACCAGCAUCAGAAACGCCCACAUCCCUUCCAGAAAUGAAUUCACAGAGAGAUGAUACAGUGGAGAACGUGUAUGUAAAAUACAGAGAAAAUAUUAUUGUGUAUCUAUAAUAAGUGUAUGGUUUGUAUAAAAGUGUGGUGUUGGAAGUGUGGACCCAUUUGUCCGAAAUAAAUCCGACCGUUUCUUUUAGCCCAACGUAGAUGGGAAACCAAGAGGAAAUCAACACCGUCUGUUAGUAUAUUUUCAGUUUUUAAAAUAUUGGGCUAAAAACCUGUCAUUUGCAUAUUAAUAUGCAUAACCGGCAUAUUUCAGUUUCAUCCUCUGCUUACCCUCAUAGAUAAUUUCAAUCAAAAGAUAUUUUGAAAAAAUUAUUUUUUUUUGGACCCCAUUGACUUCCAUUAUAUGGGCAAAACCAGUUGAAACAUUGUUCAAAAUAUGUUCUCGUAUGUUCCACAGAAGAAAGAACAUUUAACAGGUUUGUAAAGACAUGAGAGUGAGCAAUUUAUCAUUCGUUGGUGAACUAUCCCUUUAUUCUGUAACCCAGUGCAAAUAAGAAAACUUGUUAUUAUCAAACGCACAGAUUUAAAAUGCCUGGCUGUGUCUGACGUGUUCUACGCCAUCAUAUCCGUAAAAUGGGCUUGACCAGAGAUACUUGUUUGUUGUAAAACUCAUUAUGAAUGUGUCUAUUGCCUACGUUUAGGUUCAGAGCCUGCAGCAUUAACUGUUGCUGUGCUUUACUGCAUACUCAAAACAAGAGUCUUUAUUUUUCUGGGUUGUCACGCAAAAGACCCCCGUGCAUCCUGUAGCACGCCCGAUGUGCUUAGCUUGUUGAAAUAUAUCUUCUAUACAUAUUCAUAGUGAUUAUAUAAAUGUCUUCCUAGUGGGGAAAAAUGUAAAGUAGUUCUGAAUUGUGAUUAUAUUUACAGCGUAUACAUGCCAUAUCUAAAGUGCACUGAAGAGCUCUGUCCUCUAGGCUUUCAAACACACAUUUCGAGUGGAGCAUGAGGGUCACAGCGGCUCCUCUCAUGUAUCAACACUGUAUAUACAUGUGCUUUCAUUUCAUCUGAUCCAAAGCUCACAACAAAAACUGCUGUAUUAAACAAAUGUGUUGUGUGUGUUUGAUUUGGUGGGUUCCUCAUUCAGGAUUUUGGUCAUGCUUUCUUUUGUGCAAUGUGUACUUAUUCGCUCAAUGAAAUUGUGUUUUUUUUAAUUUCGAUGAACAGGUUGUUGAUAAAUCUAUUUAUUGUCGUGUGGAGGAAUACUGUGCUGUAUUUUGGAGUGCGGCGCCUGUUUCUGUGCAUUUUAGCUGUUUGUGCGAGUGCGCUUUGCGUGUUUGCAUCACCAUAUUGAGGGAUUCGGAUAUCUUAUGAGUCUGCUGACCCCAGAGUCAUUAUAGCAUUAUGUCAUCGAACCGAUUUUGAGAGAAAUAUUUAUCAAAUAUAGUGUAAUCUUGAGAGGUAAUGCAAAAAGAUGGAUUAUGAAUGUUGUAACAUUGAAAGCUACAUUUUUGUAACAAUGCCUUGUUGAUAAAAGUCUGGAGUACAAAGGCCCCAAAGGUGUUUAUUUGGUUCUAAGGAAGCAUAUCAUGGUUCAGCCUCAGUUGUUUUUGUUAAUUGUAUAGCAUUCCAGACUUUACUGAUGCAUUAUGGGUGAAUGAUCAGCCUUCAGGCACUUGUUUUAUGCGAGCAGUCGAUUUACUCCUGUUAUGCAGGUUUUUAAUGUCCCUCAAGGGCAUACUGAAAUGAUUCAUUCUUGGUUAAAGUGUAUGUAUUUCAGGAAAGAAGUAUUUUACUUGUGCUUUUGUUUCUUGUUUACAUUUUAGGUACAACUUAAACAUCUGCACUAGCUGUUUAAAAGUUCGCCUGGGACGUGUUGAGCAACAUAUUUUGGCUUUAAGCAUUGCAGAUUUAUUUUUGGAGCUUAAAAGAACUGAAAAGUUUGUCUCUUUUUGGGGUUUGGUUGAGGAAUGGGUCAGAAGAAGCCAGCCAGCAAGAUUGUGUGAAUUAAUGCAUGAGAAAACCAUUCCAAAAUGCAUUCCAAAGCACUAACUGUGAAUAUCUCCAGAAUAUAGACAAGUAUCAGGUUGUGGAUAAUAAUAAUUAUUUUUUCUUUUGAUGACUGAUGAACACAAUGUAACCACUUAACAUUCAAAGGCAUUAGAAGUCAUUUGUUCAGGUGUUCUGUAUGUAAUGAAAGCGUUAGAUUUGACAUUGCUAGCGCCAGUUAUUAAUGAGAAGCAAGGUUUUAUAGGAAUUUACUCCUUUUGUGAAAUUCCUUUAUAGCUUUUAGGCCAGUAGUAAACAGGUCUGUGGUAUUAACCUUAUAUGUAUGUAUACACAAACCACAAAACUGCAAUUCAGUAACAAGUUCUCGAUCUGUAAUUUAAGUGCACACCAAAAGUGCACAUUUAUGUAUGGAGCAAUUGAUGUUGUAUGUAUGCAAUAAUAAAUGUAUUUCAACAUGAAA
Messenger RNA from Cyprinus carpio (common carp), 7286 nucleotides. It is a transcript of the gene synj1, whose product is annotated as synaptojanin-1-like. Lineage: Eukaryota; Metazoa; Chordata; Actinopteri; Cypriniformes; Cyprinidae. The record is from RefSeq and is a predicted model, not a curated record. Gene Ontology annotation, molecular function: nucleic acid binding; phosphatidylinositol-4,5-bisphosphate 5-phosphatase activity. Gene Ontology annotation, biological process: synaptic vesicle endocytosis; phosphatidylinositol dephosphorylation.